Molecule: messenger RNA, 1142 nt
Organism: Phaedon cochleariae (mustard beetle)
Lineage: Eukaryota; Metazoa; Arthropoda; Insecta; Coleoptera; Chrysomelidae
Source: the annotation of a GenBank genome assembly
AGUCAUUUUCAUUGGUUUGUUUUUGUAUAUUUGUAUGGUUUUUCUCAUUAUCAUAAUAUUCCAAAUGUGUUCUUGUUUUUAAUAAUUUCUUCUUCAUUAACAUAACAUAACAUUAUAAUAUAAAUUUGAAAUAAUUGGCAGGAAAUAAUUAAAUGAUAAUGUUCAAAGUUUGAUACCUACUUAUAUACCAGAAAAUAAUGUGUUGUGAACAUUUCAGUCAUUAACCAAAGAAAAUCCAGCUUCAAAAAUGACUUCAGGUACUCCAUCUGGUUCCACAAGAUUUGCCACUAUUUCAGUAGCCCUAAUUUUUUUAACUUCUUUGAGUGCAUUGCUCCUUGUAUACAGUACAUUCCCAAAUGUAACAGAUGAUGAGAGGAAGCAUAUCAAGGUUCCUUGGAAUAUAGAAGAUGCCAAGCAACUUGGCAUUGUACUGGAUAAGUACAAAACUGAUCAUUACUACCAAGUGAUGGUAGGAGUUUUUAUAAUGUAUAUAUUCCUACAAACGUUCGCCAUCCCAGGCUCCCUAUUCCUCUCGAUCCUGUCGGGAUUCUUGUUUCCAUUCACCGUAGCCCUAGCCCUGGUCUGCACCUGCUCGAUGCUGGGAGCCACCCUUUGCUUCAUGCUCUCGCAGCUGCUGGGCAGGAAGCUGGUGCUGCACUAUUUUCCCGAAAAAGCCCGAGCUUGGGCGAUUCAAGUCGACAAGCACAAAGACAACCUGUUCAACUACGUUGUUUUUUUGAGGGUGACGCCAUUCUUGCCGAAUUGGUUCAUUAAUUUGACGGCGCCGGUGAUCGGAGUGCCCUUGUGGCCCUUUGCUUUCGGAACGUUCGUGGGAGUCGCCCCUCCGUCGUUUAUCGCCAUACAGGGUGGGCAGACUCUACAUGACAUGACGGCUAGUGACAGCGCUUUCAGUGCUACCACUUUUCUGUGGUUGGCGUUUUUCGGGGUGGUGUCUUUGGUACCAAUAUUUUUGAAGAACAAACUUAGAGCCAAGAUCGACUAGGAGCAAUAAUUGGGUUCUAUGAACUUGGUUUAGUGAAAUUGUAUUUAUUUUGAUUAUUGAGUAUGUUGAUUUCAAGUUUUUGUUUGUAAAUUUGUAUGUUCAACAAGAAUACGCGGAAUAAAGAGUUAUUUUGCAGAUG